Molecule: messenger RNA, 1035 nt
Organism: Fusarium vanettenii 77-13-4
Lineage: Eukaryota; Fungi; Ascomycota; Sordariomycetes; Hypocreales; Nectriaceae
Exons: 2
Coding region: 1-1035 (344 amino acids)
Source: RefSeq, a predicted model, not a curated record
AUGAAGCCAAGCCGCCUCAGCCAAGCAGCCAUAGUGGCCGCCCUCCGCGGCCAGACCCUCAAAAUACCAGACCUCAGAGCCGUCUUCCGCUCAUGGCCUCGUGCCCAUCUCAACCGCCACCACGCGCACAUUACGCCCAUUGUCGACAACGCCAUCGACCACAUGGCAGUGACGUACCCGCUCAUUGCUAGCCGGAAACGGGACGGCAUCGACCGUCUGACAGCUUUCUGGUACCCCCAGGCUCGCAAGACGCAGCUCGAGGCCCUGGCGCUGUACACGGCUUGGCUGGUUUGCUGGGACGACGCCGUAGAUGCAAACGAGGGGGACCUGGCUGCCGACUUUGCUCGGGCUGAACGGUGGAGAUGUCAGACGCUUGACAUGAUUCGGAGGGCUUUGGAAGUCGAUGGGACGAAUACGCAUGCUAAAGAAGCAGCAUACGAGGACGAUCCCAUCAACCGCGUGUUCCAACAGUUUGGGUCACGCUUCUGCGAAACAGCACUAGUCGACCAACGUCGCCGCUUACACUACGAGAUCCGGGCCUUCAUCACUGCAUGCGCCACAGAACAAAAGCUCCGCUUAGAACGUCGCAUUCCCGAUUUUAAUUCCUACAUGGACCUACGGGUGGCCACCGUCGGCGGCACAAUGCUCUGCAGUCUCGUCCCGUAUGCCACAAAUGAGCCAUUGCCGGCAGCUCUGGCCUCAGCACCCGAGAUCGGCCGGAUGUGGCUACAGGCUUGCAUCCUUCUCAGCCUCUUGAACGAUGUGCUCUCGCUCAAAAAGGAGCUACGAACUGACUGUGUUAUCAACGCUGUUUCGGCGCUCGUUGAGCCGGGGGUAAGCCUGGAUGAGAUCGUGGCACAAUUGGAGCAGAGGAUGAAGACAGCAGUAAAGGAGUUCGAUGAGGCAUCAGAAAGACUACUUCAGAUGGCAGGACCUGACGAGGACUUGGCAGGUCUGGUCAGGAGGCUGACUUCACCCAGAUACAAGAUUGCCAAGCUCGUCCAACAAGAUGGGUCAUUAGAGAUUAUUCUUUGA